This is a messenger RNA of Erinaceus europaeus (western European hedgehog), 942 nucleotides long. RefSeq names its product olfactory receptor 4D1. The record is from RefSeq and is a predicted model, not a curated record. The transcript has a single exon. Gene Ontology annotation, molecular function: olfactory receptor activity; G protein-coupled receptor activity. NCBI's taxonomy places the organism in Eukaryota, Metazoa, Chordata, Mammalia, Eulipotyphla, Erinaceidae. Gene Ontology annotation, biological process: G protein-coupled receptor signaling pathway. Gene Ontology annotation, cellular component: membrane. The coding region runs from base 1 to 942 and encodes 313 amino acids.
AUGGAACCAGAGAACAUCACACAGGUAUCAGAAUUUGUCUUCGUAGGGUUCUCACAGACCUGGGAGCUCCAGAUAUUCCUGUUUCUGAUCUUCCUAUUUGUCUAUGUCACCACCGUGGUGGGGAACCUGCUUAUCAUGGUGGCAGUGACAUUUGAUUCUCGGCUCCACACACCCAUGUAUUUUCUGCUUCGAAACCUGGCUGUCAUAGACCUCUGCUACUCCACAGUCUGUUCCCCCAAGAUGCUGGUGAACUUCUUUGAUGAGAUCAAGACUAUCUCCUUUGAGGGUUGCAUGACUCAGAUCUUCUUUUUUCAUGUCUUUGGAGGUGCAACUGUCUUCUUCCUCUCAGUGAUGGCCUAUGACCGCUAUAUAGCCAUCUCUCGACCUCUCCACUAUGUCACCAUCAUGAACACUCGAUUGUGUGUGGGGUUGGUGUUGGCUGCCUGGGUAGGGGGCUUUAUCCAUUCUAUUGUCCAACUGGCUCUGAUGCUGCCAUUGCCUUUCUGUGGUCCUAACAUCCUGGAUAACUUCUACUGUGACGUUCCCCAAGUGCUGAGACUUGCCUGCACUGACACCUCCCUCCUGGAGCUCCUCAUGAUCUCCAAUAGUGGGAUGCUGGUCCUCAUCUGGUUUAUCAUUCUCCUGAUCUCUUAUACAGUGAUCCUGGUGAUGUUGAGAUCUCACUCAGGGCAGGCGAGGAAGAAGGCAGCAUCCACUUGCACAACACACAUCAUUGUGGUGUCUAUGAUUUUCAUUCCCUGCAUCUAUAUCUACACUCGGCCCUUCACUCCCUUCCCCAUGGACAAGACUGUGUCCAUCAGCUACACAGUCCUGACCCCCAUGCUCAAUCCCAUGAUCUACACUCUAAGGAACCAGGAGAUGCAGGGAGCCAUGAAAAGAUUAGGCAAACGCCUGGUGGUUUGCAGCAGGGGUGGACUUUAA